AUGGGAAAGGGAAUUCACCUGCCGGCGUCUCUUAGGUCGUUCCUCUACCGACAGAUCACCGUCAUCACCGUCGGAUCGGUGGUGGUAGGAACCGCCUUCGGCGGCUGGCAGAGCUACACGACGCGUGUGGCCGAUGAGAACAUGCGUCAGAUCCGUUUCAAGCAGGCCGAGAAGGAGGCGCGCAUCUCGCACACUCUCCUCACCAAGGGCGGACUCAAGAAGGCCCUCGAGGAGCAGGGUUUCGACAUGGGCUUCUACGAGGUCGAUGAGGCCGAUGAGGAGGAGAUCCAGUAA
Messenger RNA from Acanthamoeba castellanii str. Neff, 294 nucleotides. RefSeq lists its product as uncharacterized. Lineage: Eukaryota; Discosea; Longamoebia; Acanthamoebidae. Bases 1 to 294 code for a protein of 97 amino acids. The record is from RefSeq and is a predicted model, not a curated record. The transcript has a single exon.